Molecule: messenger RNA, 960 nt
Organism: Gekko japonicus
Lineage: Eukaryota; Metazoa; Chordata; Lepidosauria; Squamata; Gekkonidae
Gene: ZBTB46
Product: zinc finger and BTB domain containing 46
Exons: 1
Biological process (GO): regulation of transcription by RNA polymerase II
Molecular function (GO): protein binding; RNA polymerase II cis-regulatory region sequence-specific DNA binding; DNA-binding transcription factor activity, RNA polymerase II-specific
Source: RefSeq, a predicted model, not a curated record
CGUGGAAGCGGCAGCACAAUCGUCCAUAAAUGAAUAACAGACAGGAAGACAUGGAGAUUGCCUCCCACUACCGCCACCUUCUUCAAGAGCUCAACGAACAGAGGCAGCACGGCAUCCUCUGCGACGUGUGCGUCAUCGUGGAGGGGAAGAUCUUCAAGGCUCACAAGAACGUCCUCCUCGGGAGCAGCCGCUACUUCAAGACGCUGUACUGCCAGGUGCAGAAGACGUCCGACCAGGCCACGGUCACUCACUUGGACAUCGUAACGGCGCAGGGCUUCAAAGCGAUCAUCGACUUCAUGUACUCAGCGCACCUCGCGCUGACCAGCAGGAACGUGAUCGAGGUGAUGUCGGCCGCCAGCUAUCUCCAGAUGACCGACAUCGUGCAGGCGUGCCACAGCUUCAUCAAGGCCGCUCUCAACAUAAGCAUAAAGUCCGACGCGUCGGACGAUCUCAUCGACUACGAACUCGCGGCCGCUUCCGGCAGCAGCGCCGACGCUUUGAUUUCGGCCGUGGUGGCCGGUCGGAGCCUAUCUCCCUGGCUGGCCCGGCGGACGAGUCCAGCCAACUCCUCUGGCGAUUCGGCCAUCGCUAGCUGUCACGAAGGGGGAAGCGCAUACGGGAAAGAGGAUCAAGAGCCCAAAACAGAUAAUCACGAAGAUAUGCCGUCCCAGUCCCUCUGGCCCAGCGAUAUCGGCUAUAGCUCCUUGCAUAUCAAGGAAGAGCAGAUCUCCCCAUCUCACUAUGGAGGGAAUGAGUCUGCCAAGGACAGUGGAAUACAGAACUCUUUCUCUGAACAAGGUGCGACAGAUGGAUGGCAGCCCACGGGGCGCCGGAAGAAUAGGAAAAAUAAGGAUACUGUGCGGCAUAUUACGCCGCAACCGGGGACUGACGACAGGGCCAGCUCUCCAGUGCCGUCUUUCCUUUCUGCCUCAGGGUGGCCGUUCAAUAGUCGAGAAGCAA